AUGGCGGGCUGCGAGUGGGGCCGCGACUGUUGGGGCGAGAUGUUCCACUACCGCCAACUGAGCUAUUACCUGAACCGCAACCUCUGGGAGCGCUUCAAGGAGGACCUCAUUGCCGUCCUCUGGUUCAAACUGACGGGCCAGCACGUCAGGCUGUGA
Verticillium alfalfae VaMs.102 is the source of this 156-nucleotide messenger RNA. Its product is annotated as Mnn10p. Lineage: Eukaryota; Fungi; Ascomycota; Sordariomycetes; Glomerellales; Plectosphaerellaceae. Bases 1 to 156 code for a protein of 51 amino acids. The record is from RefSeq and is a predicted model, not a curated record. The transcript has a single exon.